AUGAACUCGCCGCCAAACUCAUUCUCUCGUCAAUCCGACGAUUCUCCAUCCUCCAACCCCGGAAACAGCGCCGGAAAAGAUCAACAUCUUGGGUCUCGCCAUAUGGUGCCCCCAUCUCCGGCGUCUUCGACGACAUCUCCAUUGGCUGUAGGCUCGGCUCACGAAGCGGCUCUUAUACAAAGCAUUGAGCGAGGCGAUUACGCGACCGACGACGACGAAACACGGAGCCUGACCGACAGUAUACGACAACACAUUGUAGAGGGUGGUUUGCGUUAUCAUAGCUAUCAUGCAGGAAAAUACCUUUUCCCAAACGACGAAGCAGAGCAAGAUCGAGAGGAGCUCAAGCAUAAUUUGACUGUGUACCUGUGUGAUGACAGACUCUUCUUUGCGCCAAUUGAGCAAUUAUUGGAAAAGGGUCCCGCUGAAGUGCUCGACUUGGGCACAGGAAUUGGGAAAUGGUGUAUUGACCUUGCCGAUAUGUACCCCAACUCACAAUUCCACGGCAUGGACCUUUCUCCUAUACAGCCGGACUGGGUCCCAGAGAAUGCCAUCUUUGUUGUCGACGACAUAGAGCACGAAGCUGGCUGGACCUAUGGAGACGAGUCGUUUGACUACAUACACAUACGCCACACAGUUCAUUCCAUCAAAGAUCGAGAAUUGCUCUGGGAAAGAAUCUGGAAACACCUAAAGCCAGGGGGUUACGUAGAGGUUCAAGAGUUUAACUAUAUCGCAGCCUGCGACGACGACUCAUGUGACGGCCCCUACGCUUGGAGGGACUAUUGCAAAUAUCUCCACGAUGGCAUGCUGGCGCUCGGGACAGAUUUACAUGGCAUCACUCACGUGGGACAUGAACUACACCAAACUGGCUUCGAAAGCAUCACAACCAAAGCCUACAAGUGCCCACUUGGUCCAUGGGCAAAGAAGAAACGUCUUCAAGAGUGUGGCCAUGUUUUGAGAGACGUCGUUAUGCUAUCUCUCCAUGGCCUGUCUCGAAAACCGCUUCGUGAUGGUCUCGGGUGGACAUUGCUCCAGAUCGAGAUGUUCCUCAUCGAAGUUCGAAAGUCAUUGACUCAGGAAGUUAAUGGCUUACCCAAGUUCCAUACUUAUUUCCCUUACUACAACAUUCACGCCCGGAAGCCCCUGAAUUCGCAAAGGCCGAUCAGGGAAGACGCGUGA
This is a messenger RNA of Fusarium subglutinans, 1176 nucleotides long. RefSeq names its product methyltransferase. The coding region runs from base 1 to 1176 and encodes 391 amino acids. The transcript has 4 exons. The record is from RefSeq and is a predicted model, not a curated record. Gene Ontology annotation, molecular function: methyltransferase activity. Lineage: Eukaryota; Fungi; Ascomycota; Sordariomycetes; Hypocreales; Nectriaceae.